UUGACAAUCCUUCAAGCAGAUCGUCGUUGUCACUCCGAUUCUAAUCCACCAAUUGGACCAAACUGAAACACUUUCUGUCGCUGGGUUUCCUCGGAGGUUUGUUGUCCUCCGCCUGACUAACUAUGUGAGCUUCUGUGAGCUCGGUAGUUGACCAGCGGAGCCUCCAGCCGACCGUCGUCUCCGACAGCUCCGUGUGGGUUUGACGUCGGCACACAUUGUUGCUUGAUGUUUUCCAAAAGGCUCGAUUGCCGGUGAUUUCGAAGAUGGAGGAACCGUGUGACCUAAAGCACUUCGUAAAGUGUGGCGUCACUUUGGAGGGCUCAUUUCUCUGAUUUGGAUUAUUCUUGGCCAGCAGCCUCUUCAGGCCUACUAAUCCUAGACGAGUUUCUCAAUGGACACUCCGCUCAAAUCAGAGAUCAGAGAGGAGGGGAGUGGCGCCUCGGUGACGGUGGAGGGCCUAUCCAAGGCAGCUCUAAUCAAAAGCCUGUCUCCCAGAGUCAUGCUAUCCAACCAUCUCUUGCCGAAAGGGACCAAGAUGAAGGUCAACUUAGAAGAUCAGGAUCGUCAGAAAGUGUCCUUCAGCUUCGCACCAACCAAGAAGCCACUGCAGAGCCCGUUCUUCAUCCCUGGCAGUCCUGACAAGUUUGCUGCUGAGCCUAACGCUGCCUCAUUACAGUCAACCUCAGACAAUGAAGAGCAGGAUACGGACAGCCCAACUGAGCAAAACCAAACUCCCAUGGUGCCGACGAUCGCAGAGACACCUUCUCAAACACCAGUCUGCUCACCCACCAUACUGAGAACUGAUUUAGCUCAAAUGCAUUUCAAGAAACAAAUUCUAAGUGUCUCUGUGACUGAUGAGAAACCAACAUCUGUUGUGCCGGAGGAACCUCUCUCUCCUCAAUUGCAGGUUCUACAGAUACCAGCAAGUGUAACUGAAUUUCCAGUUCCCCCACCUCAGAAUGUCGUCAGUGUCUGCCCAUCUGAGAAUUCUCACAUUGAAGCCCCGGAGACGAGGGUAACCCCUAGCCCCAAGAAGCCACCUGCUUCCUCAGGAAAAGAUGGAGAGAGUUCCAGCAGUGGUGAGCAGGAUAGUAAGGCAGACAAAAGGAAAACAAGGUCCCCAACUGAUAGUGCUCCCCCUGGCUCAGAAUCCGAUGGAGAUUCAGGCCAGAUGUCUUCUAGUCGCAAAUCCGUCGACUCUAAAUGUAGAAGAAACUCUGACAGCAAAAGCAAAGAGGUAAAAAAGUCUUCCUCUGGUUCACAUCUGGAAGAAAGGGAAAAAAGUUCCUCUAAGCGGUCAGAGAAUCAUGAACGGUCUUCUAGUUACUCCAAAACAGACCGUGAUUCCAGACACACAUGCUCGCGUUCAUCUCGAUCAGACAAAGAUCGCAGACGGUCCCGGUCUAGAUCACGUUCUCGAUCAAGAGGGUCGCGAACAAGUUCAUCUCACAGAUCAGAGAGAUCCCGAGGCGACAGAGGAUCUCACUCCGAAAGGUCAUACUAUCAUGAUUCUGAUCGAAGAUCUCACCGUAGUUCUCCACGCAGAGAGAUAAGAUGUUCACGCUCUCGCACUGACAGAACUCGUGACAGUUCUGACUCUGAGGAUGACCACAGGAAGACACGGACACGGACAAGUGACUCCAGUAGAUUGUCCGCCCAUUCAAGCUCAUAUAAAGACUCAAAAUCAUCUUCCUACUCAAAAUCGGAGAAAGCCUCUAAAUCUGCAAAUUCUCCUCACUCUUCGGAGUUGGAUAAAAGAACACAAUUGUCAAAGUCUGAAAGGACUUCAAAGCGACUAUCAGACUCUGAUUCCCAGCGAAAGUGCUCUCCUGAUAUGGACUCCAGUUACCGUAAAUCUAGCAGCCAUCACAAUUCAGAGAGCAAUCGCAAAUCCUCUUCUUCCAGUAUGCAUAUCCACUCUCAAACAUAUGAAAAACGUCAAAAAAGCAGCUCUAGUGACACUGAGGCAGAUCAUAUGGGAAAAUCGCAGGCCUCUGGCAAAAACUCUGGCUUGGAGGAGAACUGUAAAAACUCACUAAAGAAAACCAGUAGGCCAGACUCGAAGCAGACGACCCCUACCAGAUCUUCUCAGAAAACCAGCAGACAUGAUAGGCAAUCAAAUGACAUAUUUCACAGCCCUGGCGAAGCACCGCCGUCUACAAAUGCCACGGAUUCAUGUUCCCAGAGUGAAAAAGAAAAAUCAUUUCCUCAACAAGUUGAAAUUGAACAUUGUGGUCAGGAUUUUGUCUCAUGGACUGAGACGAGUUUGCAAGAAUCGUCAUCCAAGAGCUCAACAGAAACUAAAUCAUACCUUGAAGUUGAGACCUCAACUGUCACCAUAAGUGAAAGCCUGAGGUAUGAAAAUGCGGCCCAUGAAAACUUGACCAAUGUGAAGGAUACACUCUCUUCUAAUAUUCAACCACACGUGAACUCAAAUGCAGUGGACUUAAAUGCAUGCAGUAGUAAUGAUAGUGUAAUAUGCAGCCAGGACAAGAAGGUUGUUGACUGUUUGCUCCGGUCAUCCUUAAUUGACACAGCUGGUUUACCAAACACCCACGGUGUCCUGCAGAACUCUGAACCAGAGACUGUUAAAGUUUUGACCGUCGAGGAGCCGUCUGGCACAAGUAUGCCGCUCAUAUUUGAUUCACCGUGUCUUGAAUCUGAGGGUCAGUUGACACUUGAACAGCAAAAUAUGGAUACUGUUAAAAAGAGCAGCGGUUCUACCAAAAAGUCCCGAUGGGAUAUUGUUGGGCAGGACACCCCAGAGAGUGAUAACUCACAGAGGACACUUUGUGCAGAGAGUAAGCAUAGUGUAAAAAAAGUCAUCUCUGUCAAAGAAAUUGAAUUUUCUAAAGACUAUAACCAACAAGACUCUGACAUGAAAGAUACUAUUCAGCAACAUUCCAUGCUGGUGAAGCAGACUGAGAUGUCUAAGCAGGAAGUUGGCUCGGACACGACCGAUAAAUACAAAGACCAAAAUGAGCACUCGCAAGCGAGCGCCAGCAUUGACCACUGUGACUUAAAACUGAGGGUUUCUCAAAAAGCAAAUACAGACACGCCUCUGCACCUCAAAGAUGCAUCACAGGUCUACAAAGAUGCAAAGAUGCAGAGCUGGAAUGGCAAUGAUCGUGAAGACAAAUCCAAGGGCAGCUCUCACAAGAACAAAUUGAGUAAGAGAGCAUUACUUCAUCAGCAUGCAUCAGGAGAGCAGAGCGAGAUCAGUGAUAGUGACAACUCGGAGUAUGACUCUGAUUGCGGGGAGGCUAUAAAACGAUUGCAUUCUGUCGUGGUGGUGCCAAAGAAUUCUUCGCUAACGAUGAAUUCACAUGACACUGGUGCUUCCUCGCGCAGUCUGCACAAUGUGAAUAUCAAUGAAAUCCCAAAUCCAGGCGUACAACAAGUGGAGGGGAGUCCUUCCGCAUUCAUGGAGACCAAUGCUCCGUGUGUUGGUGUGAACGAACUAUUUCAUCGCAGCAUGUUGUGUCAAUCCCAGAGUAAUAUGAUUGAUAGCACCAGUCAAUCGGAGGGUUCCAGCUCCGUCAUUGCACAGACGUACACGGCUGGUCUUAUUGGUGCCCAUGGCAGUGCCACAGAUCACAGCCGCGAUAAUUCCAGACAGUGUGGGCCAGGGCACACAGCGCAUAAUAUAAGCAGCAGAGGGGACAGGGUCUACUCCCAUUACCAACAUGAUGAUUUUCCCACUGUUGACAAUGUCAAUGAAAGGAAUGGAUUCAGCCUGGGUUGGGAUUCUACGCAACCGGAGCAGCCCAGUAGUACAUACCAGCAGCCCGAUAGCAGUCAUGGGCCACAGAUACCAAACGCUAAACUGACUGAAACCUCUCUCACAGAACAGGAGCACAGGCAGAGCAAUGCCACAUGGACCCACCAAUCCCCAAACACACAGACUAGCAGACAAGCCUACCUCCAUGGGCAUGAACAUUAUCAGGAUCUCGCAGGUGAAAUUCAUCCUGACUCUCUAACUAAUGACCAUGACGACUACAGUGGCGAGAAACUAUCUGACCUCAGUAAAAUAGCCGUUGAAUGCAGGGGACUUCACACUCCUGGGUCAUCAAGCUUUGUACAAGGGCAUGAAAUAAGCAGCAAUAGCAGGGGCUCUGCUGUGCCUGACCCCCCGAGAGAAGACCACUUCAGACCCCACAGAGGCCGGGGCCCUCCCAAGAAAAGGCGGCCAGAGAUCGAGUCGGAUUCAGACAACGAGGCGGAAGCUGGGCCAGCAGGCAAAAGGGAGCGUCAAAGAGAUGCCGACGUCCCAAAGGAAAGUCACGUCAAAGAUGAGGUGCAGCGGCCGACGCUCAAUCUGCGAGACUUUCGAGACGGCAGUAGAUGGAAAGAGUGCGCCAGGUCUAAGAAGAUGCCCCCUUACUUUGACUUGAUUGAGGAGAACAUGUAUCUGACUGAGAGAAAAAAGAGCAAAUCUCAUCGAGAUAUCAAGAGAAUGCAAUGUGAAUGCCCGAUGCUGCCUAGAGAGGAGCGUUCAAGGGGAGUCAUGGCAUGCGGGGAAGACUGUUUAAACCGGCUGCUGAUGAUUGAGUGCUCCUCGCGGUGCCUGAAUGGAGCCUACUGCUCCAACCGACGCUUUCAAAAGAGGCUACAUGCCGACUUUGAGGUUAUCCUCACAGAAGACAAGGGCUGGGGUCUACGGGCAGCGAGAGAGUUGGCUUCAAACACCUUUGUGCUGGAAUACUGCGGGGAGGUAUUGGACCACAAGGAGUUCAAAACAAGGGUGAAAGAGUUUGCUCGCAACAAGAAUAUCCACUACUACUUCAUGUCCCUAAAGAAUAAUGAGAUCAUUGAUGCAACGCUGAAGGGAAAUUGCUCUCGAUUUAUGAACCAUAGCUGCGAGCCCAACUGUGAGACCCAGAAGUGGACUGUCAACGGCCAGCUUAGAGUCGGGUUCUUCACCUCCAAGGUGGUUACUGCGGGAACUGAACUGACGUUUGACUACCAGUUCCAGAGAUAUGGCAAAGAAGCACAGAAAUGCUUCUGUGGAGCUCCCAGCUGCAGAGGCUUCCUGGGUGGGGAGAACCGAGUCAGUGUUCGGGCAGCAGGAGGGAAGAUGAAAAAAGACCGCAGUCGAAAGAACGCUCUCACCACGGUUGAUGAGGAGCUUGAGGCGUUAUUGGAGAAUGGAGAAGGCCUUUACGAUGAGAAACAGGUGGUGGCUCUCUGCAGGCUAAUGGUCCGAGUGGAAACCAUGGAGCAGAAACUCAUCUGUUUUAAGCUCAUACAAGAUACUCAAAAUCCAUCAUGCCUGAAGCAGUUCCUGGACCAUCAUGGAUUGUCUUUGCUGUGGAUCUUCAUGGUGGAGCUUUCUGAAGCCAAAGGCAACAGUGCUAAUAACAACAAACUGCAGUUAGAGAUAAUGAAGACCUUGGCUGUGCUGCCUAUCUCUACUAAGAACAUGUUGGAAGAGAGCAGAGUCCUGAGCUUCAUCCAGCGAUGGGCCCAGACAAAAACUCUCCCUCACCCUGUCGAGAUAGAUGGCUACUCCAGUGAGAACACCUCCCGUGCUCAAACACCCCUCAACACUCCCGAUGGGUCCUCCACCAAACUGGGAUCAGAAUUGGACGGGGACACGUCAAAACCUGCUGUGUAUCGCCGCCUUAAAAUCAUCAGUGAAAACAGUCUGGACAGCGCUCUCUCUGAUGCUAGCAAAGCUUCUGAUGGGAAGGAUGAAGAGGAGGAAGACGAUGAUGAGGAAGAAGAUGCCUCCUCACAUUCAGGACUUCUUGACAGCAAACGGUUGAAGGCAGAGCCUGUAUGUGAAUCUGCAGAGCCAACUAAAGAAACAAUGGAAGAGCCGGUGAAAGAAGAAGAUCCGAUCAAAGGGGAGAACGAGGAAGAGCCGGGGAUGAGUGUAAUCAGUCCACAACAUCAAACUGAGGAGGUACAAGAACAAAUUGAGCUAGAUUUGGAGGAGGAAAUUGAGAUGAAAACGGAUGCGAGUGAGGGGCAUUUGGGUGAACUUGAGGCGCCAAAAGAGCCUGGUGAAGAACAGGAGAGGAGGGAGGAGCAGGCCAGUCAGCCGGCGACAGAAAAGGAUAAACUGGAAGGAGACCAGCCCGCCGUUGAAGUCCUCGAACCAGAGAGUCAGUCCAUCCGAACAGAUGAAGCUGAUCUUCCACCGGAGCGGCCUUUAGAGAAUAUGGAGUCCCAGGCAGAGACACAAGAAGCUGAGAAACCACCAGGCAGUGAGGCACAACCUGGUGAAUCUACCACUGAUGCAGCCCCGAGCUCCGAGACCCCGGAGGCCGGUGUGCCCGCUGAGGUUAUUGCGACCCCCGUCGACCCAUCAGUGAUAGGAACUCCUUCUCAGGAUGAGGAGGAAGGUGUCUCAGAUGUGGAGAGCGAGAGGAGUCAGGAGACCCAACUCGGUGCAUUGGACAUUAGCGGCAUGGCUGCCCGGCUUCUGGACAGCUGGAAGGAUCUGAAGGAGGUCUACAGAAUACCAAAGAAGAGUCAGGUGGAAAAAGAAGCAAAUGAUCGCAGCCGAGAUCGAGACGCAGCUUUGACGCCACGUACAACUUCUGGUAGCCGAGAACGUGAAAGAGAGCGAGAGAAGGAGAGAGAACGUGACAGAGAGCGAGAUUAUGACCGAGACAGGGAUCGAGACUGGGACAGGGACCGAGACAGAGAACGCGAUCGAGACCGAGACCGCGAUCGAGUCUCUGACAAAACUCCACAACGCAGCACAGAGAGACGGAGGAGACGCUCAGCUUCACCACCGGCGUCCUACGAGAGGAGCAGCCGACGCACUGAAGAGCGGUUUGACGCAUCAAACAGCAGCAAGACUCGGGGCAAGGAGCGCAACAAGCUGUCCACAGAGGAGCGCAGAAAGCUGUUCGAGCAGGAGGUUGCUCAGCGGGAAGCCCAGAAACAGCAGCAGCUUCAGCAGCAGCAGCUACAAGAGCAGCAACAACAACAACAACAACAACAACAACAGCAGCAGCAGCAGCAACAACAACAGCAGCAGCAGCUCCAGCUCCAAACUAUGGCGUAUGACCCUGCUUUGGUCUAUGCCUCCAGCUCUGGCUUCAUCACCUACCCUCCUGGCUAUCCCAUCCAGGCCUUUGUGGACCCAACAAACCCCAACGCAGGCAAAGUACUACUUCCUACCCCUCCGGUUGAUCCCGCCCUGAACUAUGAAGAGACACCUCCUCAGCAUCUUAUCUCAGAACUGGGUCUGUCCUCUCCAUCUUCCACUUCCCAGGCUCCUCCCAUCGCUAAUCUUUCUCAGCACAUCGCCACCACCGACCUCGCCGCUGGGAACCCCGAACAGUAUUCCCAGCCAACUGUAGCAACUCAGGAUGCAGGCGUAGCUGUCCUCUCUGUUCCCUCCCAGGUGGCCCCUCAGGUACAGAGCCAGCAGAGCUACACCACUCUCUGGGAUCCCACCACUCAGCAGGCAGUGACUGUGCAGACACAGCCUGCACAGCAGUACGCCCCGGCCCCAGCACCGCCUCAGACACAGACGGCCAUCUAUUACCAGGGUCAGCCGUGCCAAACCAUCUACAGCAUCCCCACCGCCUACCCACAAGCCAACGCUCCCGUCAUACAGGCGUACACUGAACCCACAGCGAGCUACCUGCAUGGCCAGCCUGUGUAUCCUGGCCAUCAGCAGGGCGUGGUGGUGCAGCAGGGUGGCACCGUCACCACCAUCGUCACGUCCCAAACUGUCCAACAGGAAAUGAUUGUACCCAACAAUGUGAUAGACCUGCCUCCCCCAUCUCCCCCCAAACCCAAAACCAUCGUCCUACCUCCCAACUGGAAAGUGGCCCGCGAUCCUGAGGGCAAGAUCUACUACUACCAUAUUGCCACCAGGCAAACACAGUGGGACCCUCCCACAAACUGGGAUGGAUGUAGUGACAACACUAGUGUGGACCAUGAAUCGGAGAUGGACCUGGGAACUCCCACCUAUGACGAGAAUCCUUCCAAGUUCUCCACAAAGACAGCUGAAGCGGACACGUCCAGUGAGCUGGCUAAAAAGAGUAAAGAGACAUUUCGCAAAGAGAUGUCCCAGUUCAUAGUGACGUGUCUGAAUCCUUUUCGGAAACCAGACUGCAAACUUGGACGCAUCAGCAACACAGAAGAUUUCAAACACCUGGCUAGAAAGCUAACUCACGGAGUUAUGAAUAAGGAGUUGAAGGCUUGCAAUAAUCCCGAGGACCUUGAGUGUAACGAGAACGUGAAGCACAAGACCAAGGAGUACAUCAAGAAGUACAUGCAGCGAUUUGGCACCGUGUACAGGCCCAAGGAGGACACCGAGGUGGACUAGCCUCCGAACUCUCCUGCUCGAGCGCAGGAGAAGCACAGAUUUGCCUUUCAAUUCACUCCUUCAUGUAUGUUCUGGCCAGCCUGAGCCGUGAAGUAGUUUCUUAAGCAUAUUUAUGACGAAGAAGAAUUGCACUGCUGCCCAUAAAGCUCUCCAGGCCCCGUGGAUCACAAAGUACCCUGAUCGCGAGACUGACUUGAGACUCGAGUGUCGCUGAACGACCCGAAAAAAAACUCCAGGUGCAGUUUUCUCAAAGGAUGACGCUGCGGGGUGCUACGGAGACUCAUGUUUUCACUGACUGUUUUUUUUUUUUAACCAUUUUUUCCUUCUUUUCAUGUGUGGCUCUUAAAUGUUCCCAAGAUGAUCCCCUCAAUUCCACUUUUUAAACUCGUCUGGCCCUGAAUGAGUAUUACUCAUUAGAAUCAGCAUUGGUAUCCUAUUCACCAAAGUCUCUUUGUUACUUUCCACUGUUAAAAUGGAUCAAUGACAGACAAGUCCAGUGCUUUGCCCCUCCCACUUCCCCUUUUCUUGUGCACGCUUCAACCCCCCUGACACUGACUAUCUGGUGCUGCUUUUAACUGGGCUGUGGAGGUCCACACUUCCGCUCCUCAAACCCUGCCUUCUCAGCCACGAGACUUUGGAGCCUCUGUUGUUUUAUGAAUGCAUGAUGCCGAGGUUUGAGUGGUAUCCUUGUGAAAAAAUCGUAAAUCUUUCACGUCUCCUGCUUCAUAAUAUGAGAUGAGCUUUUACUCACGACACACUUAGAGAUCAGUCAAUAACCAGCAGGUUGGCAAGGUGGUCAAUAUGUCUUUUAUUAAUGUGUGUAUUAUAACGGGUGCCGGGUUUCAACGCCAUGUUUGAUGUGCCGUUUCCAGUCCAACCCCUAUCUCAUCUUGUUCUGCCUGGUUUCCUCUUCUUACAGGGAUGAUGCUGAAGGUCAAAAGUUGUAGCAUUGCAGUUUUAACCGUUUCUAAACCUCUUGUGUGUUCUGGUUCAUCUUUAUCACAGUUAGUCUUAGUUCAACAACACUUGCUUCACAAACUCACUCAUUAAUUUCCCAGAUUUUUACGGUUGUCAAUGUAGAUUCAUUAGCAUUAGGUCACCGUUUUGAUUGAAUUGCAUUAAAACAAAGUUUCAACAUAUGUAUAUUGCUUUAUAUGUGAAUAUAUUGAAUAAUGGUUUUGGGAGUGUCUAAAAAAGCAGACACUUUGUAAAAUGACUAUCAUUUCAUGAUUGAAAGUGUAAAUAAUGUGUAAAAUGACAGAAUCUGUAUGCAGGAGAGUCGUGUCAGGGAGCACAGGGAGCCCACCCACUCACCCUCACCAGCUCAGCCCUCCGGAUGCAGUUCCCACAUCAGUUUGUUAAACGUAGGACCCCACGGACUCGGCCCUCUAUUUUAUUUCAGUGGUGGGGGACAUUUUCAAGUGUUUGCUUUUUUGUUUUGUUAUUAUUUUUCUAUGUACAAAGUAAGUUUCACCCUACUUAACUGUAAGUAUUGUGUAAGCACAUUGUCAUACCGAGUGUACAAACAUUUAAAAAAAUAAAACCUUUUGUAAAAUGAUA
Molecule: messenger RNA, 9856 nt
Organism: Pseudoliparis swirei
Lineage: Eukaryota; Metazoa; Chordata; Actinopteri; Perciformes; Liparidae
Gene: setd2
Product: SET domain containing 2, histone lysine methyltransferase
Exons: 22
Coding region: 392-8296 (2634 amino acids)
Biological process (GO): regulation of DNA-templated transcription
Cellular component (GO): chromosome; nucleus
Molecular function (GO): protein binding; histone H3K36 methyltransferase activity
Source: RefSeq, a predicted model, not a curated record